Messenger RNA from Sus scrofa (pig), 1741 nucleotides. It is a transcript of the gene ITM2B, whose product is annotated as integral membrane protein 2B. Gene Ontology annotation, cellular component: plasma membrane; Golgi apparatus; extracellular exosome. Gene Ontology annotation, biological process: negative regulation of amyloid precursor protein biosynthetic process. The record is from RefSeq and is a predicted model, not a curated record. Gene Ontology annotation, molecular function: amyloid-beta binding. Lineage: Eukaryota; Metazoa; Chordata; Mammalia; Artiodactyla; Suidae.
UGGCCCCGCCUUCGGGGGAGGGGGGCCGAGCGAGCCGUCGCCGCCCUCGCCUGGGAGCUGCGAGGCUUCAGUAACCCUGCAGCAGUAGCCACCUCUGUCGCUGCGGAGCUGCUUGUCUCCGGUUGCUGCUGAGCCGCGUUCGGAGCCCUGCCGAGGAGGCUGCAGCCGUAGCAGGAGCCCGCAGCCCGCGCCCGAGCCCGCAGCCGCCGCCGAGGGCGCCCCAGGCCGCGCCAUGGUGAAGGUGACGUUCAACUCGGCUCUGGCCCAGAAGGAGGCCAAGAAGGACGAGCCCAAGAGCGGAGAGGAGGCGCUCAUCAUCCCCCCCGACACCGUCGCGGUGGACUGCAAGGACCCAGAUGAAGUGGUACCAGUUGGCCAAAGAAGAGCCUGGUGUUGGUGCAUGUGCUUUGGCCUGGCAUUUAUGCUUGCAGGUGUCAUUCUAGGAGGAGCAUACCUGUACAAAUAUUUUGCACUUCAAGUAAGUGGGAAAAUGCCAGAUGACGUCUACUAUUGUGGAAUAAAGUACAUCAAGGAUGAUGUCAUCUUAAAUGAGCCUCCUGCGAACGCCCCUGCCGCCCGCUACCAGACCAUCGAGGAAAAUAUUAAGAUCUUCGAGGAAGAUGGGGUCGAGUUCAUCAGCGUGCCUGUCCCAGAGUUUGCGGACAGCGACCCUGCCAACAUUGUGCAUGACUUUAACAAGAAACUCACGGCUUAUUUAGAUCUUAACCUGGAUAAGUGCUAUGUGAUUCCUCUGAACACUUCCAUUGUUAUGCCACCCAGAAACCUACUGGAGUUACUUAUUAACAUAAAGGCUGGGACCUACCUGCCUCAGUCCUAUUUGAUCCAUGAACACAUGGUCAUCACUGAUCGCAUUGAAAACAUCGAUCACCUGGGCUUCUAUAUUUAUCGACUGUGCCAUGACAAGGAAACUUACAAACUGCAGCGCAAAGAAACCGUUAAAGGUAUUCAGAAACGUGAAGCCAGCAAUUGUGCUACGAUUCGGCAUUUUGAAAACAAAUUUGCCGUCGAAACUUUAAUUUGUUCUUGAACAGUCAAGAAAAACAUUAUGGAGAAAAACUUAAUACACAGCAUAAUAACCCCACCCUUUGUAUUUUGUGCAGUGAUUAUUUUUUAAAAUCUUCUUUCAUGUAAGUAGCAAACAGGGCUUCACUAUCUUUUCAUCUCAUUGAUUCAAUUAAAACCAUUACCUUUUAAAAAUCUUUUUUCCUUUCCAAGUGUGGUGUCUUUUAUCUUGAAUUAGUAGUUGUAUGAAGUCAUAGGUAAUAGUACACUUCACCAUAGACCUUUAGGUGUUAAGAAGAAUUCAGAUUUCCUUAAUUCAUUUAUCCAGAUUUUUAUGUUUUAAUUAUGCAUUUUCAAGAGGAGGGGUUAUCUAAUAAUCAGAUAUAUGCAUACGUAAAAAUGGACCACAGUGACUUAUUUGUAGUUGUUGCCCUGCUACUUGGUUAGAGCAUUUGAACACACAUUUUGAUUUUCCUCUAAUUAAAAUGUGCAGUAUUUUCAGUGUCAUAUUUAACUAUUUAGAGUAUAAUUUCCACCUCGAUGUUUUAAUAUCCUAGGCAUCUGCUGUAAUGAUAUUUUAGAAAAUGUUUGGAAUUUAAGAAAUAACCUGUAUUACCAAUUUGUAUAAUCUAUACUGUGCAACAGAAUAUAAAUAUCACAAAGUUGUUUGACUAAAGGACUGUGUGUUGUUUUUCCCGUAUAAUAAAGCCAAAGAACA